CCUUAUUGCUUUUAGCCUGCUGGCUUUAUAUCUAUUUAUUUAUUUAUUUCGCUUUGUCCCCAAGGAGGGGCUGGAAGGAAAUGAAUUUUGAAGCAGCACCUUUCACCACCUUGCCAUACUACCCUGAUCCCUGCAUCCAGCGGUUUGUAGAAACUCCGAGCCCCUUCUCCUGGAAGGAGAGUUACUACCGCUCAGCCAUGUCCCAGAGCUCUCAGCCCAGGGAGUUCCUCAGCCCAGAAGUAAUCCAGCAUAUCUGGGACUUCCUGGAACAGCCAAUAUGCUCGGUUCAGCCAAUUGAUUUGAACUUCAUUGAUGGCCCAUCUGAGGAUGGCUCCACAAACAAAAUUGAGAUCAGCAUGGACUGUGUCCGGGUGCAGGACACUGAGCUCAAUGACCCAAUGUGGCCGCAGUACACGAACCUGGGGCUCCUGAACAGCAUGGACCAGCAGAUCCAGAAUGGCUCUUCCUCCACCAGCCCUUACAACACUGAGCACGCGCAGAACAGCGUCACGGCCCCCUCGCCCUAUGCCCAGCCCAGCUCCACUUUUGACGCCCUCUCUCCCUCCCCAGCCAUCCCGUCCAACACAGACUACCCAGGACCUCACAGCUUCGAUGUAUCAUUUCAACAGUCCAGCACAGCAAAGUCAGCGACAUGGACGUAUUCCACCGAACUGAAAAAGCUCUACUGCCAGAUCGCCAAGACAUGUCCCAUCCAGAUCAAAGUGAUGACCCCACCACCUCAGGGAGCUGUCAUCAGGGCUAUGCCAGUCUACAAGAAAGCUGAACACGUCACUGAAGUGGUCAAACGCUGCCCCAACCACGAGCUGAGCCGGGAGUUCAACGAGGGACAGAUUGCACCUCCCAGCCACCUGAUCAGAGUGGAAGGGAACAGCCAUGCCCAGUAUGUAGAAGACCCCAUCACCGGGAGGCAGAGUGUGCUGGUCCCCUACGAGCCACCCCAGGUCGGUACUGAGUUCACUACAGUCCUGUACAACUUCAUGUGCAACAGCAGCUGUGUUGGAGGGAUGAACCGCCGCCCGAUCCUCAUCAUUGUGACCCUGGAAACCAGAGAUGGGCAAGUCUUGGGCCGCCGGUGUUUCGAAGCCCGCAUUUGUGCUUGCCCAGGCAGAGACCGCAAGGCAGACGAGGACAGCAUCCGCAAGCAGCAAGUGUCUGACAGCACAAAGAAUGGUGAUGGUACGAAGCGCCCUUUUCGACAAGGAACUCAUGGCAUACAGAUGACAUCUAUCAAAAAAAGACGUUCCCCAGAUGAUGAGCUCUUGUACUUGCCUGUGAGGGGUCGGGAGACGUACGAGAUGCUCCUGAAGAUCAAGGAGUCCCUGGAGCUGAUGCAGUACCUUCCCCAGCACACGAUUGAGACCUACCGGCAGCAGCAGCAGCAACAGCACCAGCACUUGCUCCAGAAGCAGACCUCCAUGCAGUCGCAGUCCUCCUAUGGCUCCAACUCUCCACCACUCAGCAAAAUGAACAGCAUGAACAAGCUGCCCUCGGUCAGCCAGCUCAUCAACCCCCAGCAGCGCAAUGCCCUGACCCCAACCACCAUCCCCGACAGCAUGGGAACCAACAUUCCCAUGAUGGGCACCCACAUGGCCAUGACCGGUGACAUGAAUGGCCUCAGCCCCACGCAGGCGCUGCCUCCUCCCCUCUCCAUGCCUUCAACGUCCCACUGCACCCCCCCUCCUCCAUACCCCUCAGACUGCAGCAUCGUCAGCUUCUUAGCGAGGUUGGGCUGCUCAUCCUGUGUGGAUUAUUUCACGACCCAGGGGCUGACCACCAUCUAUCAGAUUGAGCAUUACUCCAUGGAUGAUCUGGUGAGCCUCAAGAUCCCAGAGCAGUUCCGCCAUGCCAUCUGGAAGGGCAUCCUGGACCACCGGCAGCUCCAUGACUUCUCCCCUCCCCACCUGCUGCGCACCCCCAGCGGCGCCUCCACGGUGAGCGUGGGCUCGAGCGAGACGCGCGGGGAGCGGGUCAUCGACGCCGUGCGCUUCACGCUGCGCCAAACCAUCUCCUUCCCGCCCCGCGACGACUGGAAUGACUUCAACUUCGACAUGGACGCCCGGCGCAACAAACAGCAACGCAUCAAAGAGGAGGGGGAGUGAGCCCCGCGGGCCCCCUCCACCCCGCCCCGGCCACGAACUGCUCAGCCCUUCGUUUGUCUUCCUUCUGCUUGGUAUUGCACCCCCGGACAGAGGGCGGAGGGAACCUUCUUGCUCACUCUGCUAGGUCGUGCCCUGGGUGCUGUCUAGCUCGUGCUCCUGGACUGCAGCCUCCACCCCAGCUCUCGCGAGGGGAAGAGCUGAGCCAAGGGGGAAGGCGGGUGGUAUUUCCUUGAAAACCAUUGACCUUCUUGAGAAGGCCAAAUUGUUCUGUGUUUUCCUUUGGGGAGAGGGCUUCUUUUCUCAACUUUUGAAUCUUCACACACCUUGUAGGUGCCCUGACUUGUAAACGUGUUUCUCCCACCCAGCAAUCCCAUUUUGAAAAGCAGGAAGGUUAAAGUAAAAUUCUAAAAAACCAAAAAAAAAACCCCAAAAACUGGAAAAAACCCCAA
Catharus ustulatus (Swainson's thrush) is the source of this 2569-nucleotide messenger RNA. It is a transcript of the gene TP63, whose product is annotated as tumor protein p63. The record is from RefSeq and is a predicted model, not a curated record. Gene Ontology annotation, molecular function: RNA polymerase II cis-regulatory region sequence-specific DNA binding; protein binding; DNA-binding transcription factor activity, RNA polymerase II-specific. Lineage: Eukaryota; Metazoa; Chordata; Aves; Passeriformes; Turdidae. Bases 81 to 2120 code for a protein of 679 amino acids. The transcript is spliced from 14 exons. Gene Ontology annotation, cellular component: nucleus. Gene Ontology annotation, biological process: protein tetramerization; apoptotic process; regulation of transcription by RNA polymerase II.